Molecule: messenger RNA, 1559 nt
Organism: Pecten maximus
Lineage: Eukaryota; Metazoa; Mollusca; Bivalvia; Pectinida; Pectinidae
Product: tctex1 domain-containing protein 1-like
Exons: 2
Coding region: 89-826 (245 amino acids)
Biological process (GO): microtubule-based movement
Cellular component (GO): cytoplasmic dynein complex; cytoplasm
Molecular function (GO): dynein intermediate chain binding
Source: RefSeq, a predicted model, not a curated record
UUUAAAUAACUACAGGAAGACUUACCCGGGAUACUUACCCGGGAUUUCGACUUUUCCUUCCUCUGUUUCGGUUGAAACAAGCAUCAUUAUGACGUCAGCAAUGUUUUUCCCGUAUCGAGAACCAACCUUCAACAGGUUCCUGUCUGUGAAGGAUAGCGCCUAUAAAUUAAAAUCCGACGUACCAAAGUCUGACUCGUCUCAUCAUAGUUUUUAUUGUAUAGCAAGAAGUUUAAGUUUACCGGAAAUACCAACUAGCCGCAAGAUGUCCAGAAAAAUGUCCUACGCUAACCGGAGUGACCAGCUCACUCCCAAGUCUCGAAAGACGCGAGGUUCUGUCGUCGGUGCCCGAUAUAUGCCAUUGACAGGGCGUUCAGACAAGCGCUCGGAAGCUCACGAUUCCACAGGGACGCUUGAUAUUGUCUCCCUUCACGACAAACAAGAUGGCGGAGUCACUGGUAUACGAGGCUUAAAGAUGGAGAACACAUACAAAACAGACCCGGAUGUAACUUUCAGGGUAUGUGAGGUGGAGAAGGUGACAGAAUCCACACUUAAGGAACAUUUAGACACAGAGGUGUACGACUCUGCUAACUGUAAGGAACUAUCACAGACAAUAGCGGCAGAUAUACUAGAAAAAGUGAAAAGUUUAGGUUUCAAAAGAUACAAAAUAAUCGCUAAUGUCAGUAUAGGGAGUCUCAAGGAGAAGCCAGGGAUGCAGUUCGGGAGUCGAUGUCUCUGGAAUAAAAACACGGACAACUUCGUUAGUGUGAAAUACAGUAACAAUUCCAUGUUUGCCGUAGCUAUGGUGUACGGGUUGUACUUUGACUAACUGAUUCACGUGCUUGACCACCCUUAUGGCUACUGAUUCACGUGCUUGACCACUGUAAGGGUGACCAGGUAUGUUUUGGACUCUAGUGCUGUCGAAACUGUAUGUCCACGACGUCAUCGAUGUUUUAAUCACUUUAAGUAGACAUAUUUUUUUCGGUAUUGCGAUGACAUUGCUAGCAAUUUUUUUUAUUAAGUUAUUGGGAACUAAUAACUGAUGAUGUGGAUACAAAUAAAAUUCUCUUUUUUUUUAAAUUUAGUUCGUCGAUUGAUAAUAUUACUACGAAAAGUUUAUGAUUUUUGUUGUAUAUCCAGUAAUGGUUAUUCAGUGUCAGCAAAGACAAUUUGAUAAAUUUAGAUUGCAUACUUGCGAGAUGGGUAUAUCUUGCAUCAAAAACGAUAUAUGAUAGCUUAUGUAGUGUCAUUAAUUCAGAUCGCACGCAGAACUUGUGAAAUGACUAAAUCAUGUACAUGUAUUAACAGCAAUUUCCGAUAGCGUAGUGUUGCAAAAGUUGCUGCUGGUGAAUAUGGAGUAAAAAAUCCACUGUUCUAAUCGCGCGUUGUUCUAAAUAUAACGCAUUUUUCUUGACCUGAUUACUGUACAAUACAUAUUAAGCAUCAGUGACGUCACACCAGUGUCUUUAAGUAGAUGUUUAUUCUAUAGUUUGUAAGCCUGUUUAUUUUAUGUUUUGUUGAUUUAUAGAAAUGUAACAUUUUAUUAAAAGUUUUUUAUUGAC